This is a messenger RNA of Pongo pygmaeus (Bornean orangutan), 4741 nucleotides long. RefSeq names its product SH3GL interacting endocytic adaptor 1 (gene SGIP1). The record is from RefSeq and is a predicted model, not a curated record. Gene Ontology annotation, biological process: synaptic vesicle endocytosis; clathrin coat assembly; clathrin-dependent endocytosis. The coding region runs from base 365 to 2749 and encodes 794 amino acids. Lineage: Eukaryota; Metazoa; Chordata; Mammalia; Primates; Hominidae. Gene Ontology annotation, cellular component: clathrin-coated pit; plasma membrane; cytoplasm. The transcript is spliced from 22 exons.
UGGGGACGGGAAAUAGGUUCUGUGUGCUCUCCGAGGGUAUUGUGUCAGGAGAUGCAGGCUGGCUACCAUGUGACGCGGUCCAAAGCUGAAGGGAUUGGCCGAGGCAGCGCAGGCGGUGCAGCUCGGCCGGCUUGCCGUUCCUCUCCCUUUCUCUCAGCAUCUUCCUGGUAGCCUUCCUGUAGGUGAAGCAGCACCAGCAGCAUCCAUGGCCUGUCUUUUGGCUUAACACUUAUCUCCUUUGGCUUCGGCAGCGGACGGAAUAGACCUCAGCAGCGGCGUGGUGAGGACUUAGCUGGGACCUGGAAUCGUAUCCUCCUGUGUUUUUUCAGACUCCUUGGAAAUUAAGGAAUGCAAUUCUGCCACCAUGAUGGAAGGAUUGAAAAAACGUACAAGGAAGGCCUUUGGAAUACGGAAGAAAGAAAAGGACACUGAUUCUACAGGUUCACCAGAUAGAGAUGGAAUUCAACCCAGCCCACACGAACCACCCUACAAUAGCAAAGCAGAGUGUGCGCGUGAAGGAGGAAAAAAAGUUUCGAAGAAAAGCAAUGGAGCACCAAAUGGAUUUUAUGCAGAAAUUGAUUGGGAAAGAUAUAACUCACCUGAGCUGGAUGAAGAAGGCUACAGCAUCAGACCCGAAGAACCCGGCUCUACCAAAGGAAAGCACUUUUAUUCUUCGAGUGAAUCGGAAGAAGAAGAAGAAUCACAUAAGAAAUUUAAUAUCAAGAUUAAACCAUUGCAAUCUAAAGACAUUCUUAAGAAUGCUGCAACUGUAGACGAAUUGAAGGCAUCAAUAGGCAACAUCGCACUUUCCCCAUCACCAGUGGGUGCAAUUAAAAGGAACUUAUCCAGUGAAGAAGUGGCAAGACCCAGGCGUUCCACACCAACUCCAGAACUUAUAAGCAAAAAGCCUCCAGAUGACACUACGGCCCUUGCUCCUCUCUUUGGCCCACCACUAGAAUCAGCUUUUGAUGAACAGAAGACAGAAGUUCUUUUAGAUCAGCCUGAGAUAUGGGGUUCAGGCCAACCAAUUAAUCCAAGCAUGGAGUCGCCAAAGUUAACAAGGCCUUUUCCCACUGGAACACCUCCACCACUGCCUCCAAAAAAUGUACCAGCUACCCCACCCCGAACAGGAUCCCCCUUAACAAUUGGACCAGGAAAUGACCAGUCAGCCACAGAGGUCAAAAUUGAAAAACUACCAUCCAUCAAUGACUUGGACAGCAUUUUUGGGCCAGUAUUGUCCCCCAAGUCUGUUGCUGUUAAUGCUGAAGAAAAGUGGGUCCAUUUUUCUGAUACAUCCCCGGAACAUGUUACUCCGGAGUUGACUCCAAGGGAAAAAGUGGUGUCCCCACCAGCUACACCAGACAACCCUGCUGACUCCCCAGCUCCAGGCCCUCUCGGCCCCCCAGGUCCCACAGGCCCCCCAGGGCCUCCUGGGCCUCCUCGCAAUGUACCAUCACCGCUCAAUUUAGAAGAAGUCCAGAAGAAAGUUGCUGAGCAGACCUUCAUUAAAGAUGAUUACUUAGAAACAAUCUCAUCUCCUAAAGAUUUUGGGCUGGGACAAAGAGCAACUCCACCUCCCCCACCACCACCCACCUACAGGACUGUGGUUUCGUCCCCCGGACCUGGCUCGGGCCCUGGUGCAUCAUCCCCUGCUCGACCAGCCACUCCUUUGGUUCCUUGCAGCAGUACUACUCCACCUCCACCUCCUCCCCGGCCUCCAUCCAGGCCAAAGCUACCUCCAGGAAAGCCUGGAGUUGGAGAUGUGUCCAGACCUUUUAGCCCUCCCAUUCAUUCUUCCAGCCCUCCUCCAAUAGCACCCUUAGCGCGGGCUGAAAGCACUUCUUCAAUAUCGUCAACCAAUUCCUUGAGCGCAGCCACCACUCCCACAGUUGGUUCUUCCAGGGGGCCCAGCCCCCUAACCAUGGGAGCUCAGGACACUCUGCCUGUUGCAGCAGCAUUUACAGAAACAGUCAAUGCCUAUUUCAAAGGAGCGGACCCAAGCAAAUGUAUCGUUAAGAUUACCGGAGAAAUGGUGUUGUCAUUUCCUGCUGGCAUCACCAGACACUUUGCCAACAACCCAUCCCCAGCUGCUCUGACUUUUCGGGUGAUAAAUUUCAGCAGGUUAGAACACGUCCUGCCAAACCCCCAACUUCUCUGCUGUGAUAAUACACAAAAUGAUGCCAAUACCAAGGAAUUCUGGGUAAACAUGCCAAAUUUGAUGACUCACCUAAAGAAAGUGUCUGAACAAAAACCCCAGGCUACAUAUUAUAACGUUGACAUGCUCAAAUAUCAGGUGUCUGCCCAGGGCAUUCAGUCCACACCUCUGAACCUGGCAGUGAAUUGGCGAUGUGAGCCUUCAAGCACUGACCUGCGCAUAGAUUACAAAUAUAAUACAGAUGCAAUGACGACUGCUGUGGCCCUCAACAAUGUGCAGUUCCUGGUCCCCAUCGAUGGAGGAGUCACCAAGCUCCAGGCGGUGCUCCCACCAGCAGUCUGGAAUGCUGAACAACAGAGAAUAUUGUGGAAGAUUCCUGAUAUCUCUCAGAAGUCAGAAAAUGGAGGGGUGGGUUCUUUGUUGGCAAGAUUUCAGUUAUCUGAAGGCCCAAGCAAACCUUCUCCAUUGGUUGUGCAGUUCACAAGUGAAGGAAGCACCCUUUCUGGCUGUGACAUUGAACUUGUUGGAGCAGGGUAUCGAUUUUCACUCAUCAAGAAAAGGUUUGCUGCAGGAAAAUACUUGGCAGAUAACUAAUGAAAUCUUAUGCAAGGAUUUGGAGGAUUCAUAUAAUGGAGAACUGAUGUAUGAGAAACAGGUUUUAAUUUUGGUUUGAUGAAAACAAACCAAUAUCUGCACUUGGGAUGUAUCAGGUGGAAAGUCAAUGACUUUCAUCUGUGAUUUCCCUCACACACUACCGUGAUGACCAGUCCUACAGUAUUUACUUCUAGGUGUAAUAUUGUUAAUGGUUUUAAAAUGUAAUUAUUGUAUUUGUAAAUUGUACUCUCAUUCCAGUAAGGCAGUUAGACACUUGAGUUUUAGCAUUUUACCAUUCCUGAAAUGGAUGUAAUUUAAACUGUGGUAUGUAAAUUUAAUAGUAGUAUUGUUGAAUGGCACAAUGCUUACAGAGGUAGAUUGCAUUUUGUCAAUAUAUAAAAUUUAAAUAUAAUAUUGAUAGCUGUCAUAAAGGGGGUGCCACAUAUUAAAGAAACUUAAGUGGAACCAGAAGAAAAAGAAACAAACUUACUUUUCUUCAACCCUUAGUAUGUUUUACUCUAGUGCUAAAUAAAAAUUCUAUCUUCAAAUGUUCAGUGGGUUAAAUUCAGAAACUAUUUCAGAAAAAAUUCUAAGGUUACAGCAUAUUCAAAGAAAAGCAUUAGUUACCACUUUUUAAAAAGCUUUUUUUUCAAACUGCAAAUUUCAUAAAAAUGCAAACUGUGUAAACAGGGCCUCUUAUUUUUAUAACUUGUGUAAAAAGGGAAAGCAAUUCAUAUUUAAAGUUUACGUAUAUUAAAUUAUAAUCAAGAGUAAAGAAGAUGUUGAAGUCUUAACUACUUGCCCCUCUCUACAGUUUAGCAAAUGUGGGGAUUGCUGAAUAAUCAGUCAGACUAAAGCCAAAAUUGUGAUUUUAAGAUUUCAAGACUUUCCAUAGUUGAACUGGUUAACAACUUUUGCUUAAUUACUCUGAAUAGAUGAUCUUACUCAUCCAGUAUGGGGGAAUGAUACCUCGCGUCUUCCUCUUUACCCACAGGAAUCAAAACGCUGAGACUGAGAAUUUUAGGGAAAAAAAAAAGUCCCCUGUUUAGAUCCAGAAGGAGAGUUUUAAUCAUUGUUUAUAUCAUUUGAGAAUGAAAAAAUAAGCUUUAUAAAUGAAAUUCUAUUCACAUUACUGUGUAAUAAAUUUCCUUUCGGAUGAUUGGGAUUCAUUGUAUAAAACUGUAAAUCUUUGCCAUUCUUGGAGAAGCAAGAGGAGAGUUAUCAAAAAUGUAUGUCAUUUCAUCGUUGCAAGGUAUAAUAAAAACUAAUUAUUCAAUCUGGCCCCAGCAUAUGAACAUUUAGAAAGACGAACUUCUUCGGGAGUCUCAGUUGUAAAACCUUCCCUCAUUAAGAUCAGAAAAUGUUAGUCUUCCUUUAAGUCAUAGAACUUAUUUAAACAUAAACCAACUUCUAUUACAGGUUAUGCUAUUAAAUAACUGUAAUUAUUAAGUUAUUAUUUUUAUAAUUAGUUGUUAAAUUUCAUUUUAUACCCACUCAAAUAUAACAAAGAAUUUUUAGCCCCUUUAAAUUUUAGAAUUAAAUUAAAUUUUUAAAGUCUUACUUCUAAAAUGAGAUUGUAACUGGCAAUUGUUUAUAGUGAAACUGUUUAAAUUAAUCUUUGUACUCCUCUAUCAGUGCUUGCUACCAAGAGAAUGUCCAAAAUGAUUUGUUUUACCAUGGGAAAAUUCUUACUAUUCAACAAACUCUCAAUUGGCCCCCUACAGCAGUCUGGUGUUGAAGUUUCUUUGAACAAACUAAUUAAUAUGCUCAUUUUAUGUAAAGGUAUCCAAUUUGAUUUUGAAACAAAAAUAGAAAAUGCAAAAUUCUAAAUUCCAUGAAACAUGGAAUUUAUGACACCAAAAUCAAUGGAGAGUAAGCAGCAGAAAACUGAGAAUUAUCCAGCAUAUGAAUAUAACAAUGUGUUUUUAAGUAAUCAAUUCAUUUAAAAAAUUGAAUAUUAAUACAAAGCAUAUUAAAAAUGUGUAAAUAUUA